UAGAAUCUUCUGUCUUAAUAUGGCAACUGCAUCUGCCGAGGUCUUGUUGAGGGUGAUUCUUGCUCUUCUACUCAUGCUAUGUUUAGAUUAUGGCUCGGCGUUAAACUCGCCUCCUAAAAAGUAUCUUUUCAGCGACAAAACGCCGUAUCAUUUUAGCAGCAGGCCAAUAGAGAGGCCUCCGAGAUGCGAACCAAUACACAUCAACAUGGUGAUUCGUCAUGGCUCCAGAUACCCGGGAGGCUCUCGAAUCAAAAAAGCGAAAAAACUGCUUGAAAAGAUAAAUAGAUUCUUCCCUAAUAAUUCCACCUUUCACUACAAAGGCCUGUCACUUCCCUGGAGUUUCCCGCCCGAUAUCAUAAAUUCGGCUAGCAAAGAGAUGUCCGAACUAGGAACAGAAGAGAUGUACUCCAUGGCAAGGCGUUUCCUCUCUAAAUUCCGCGGGAUCUUAAAACACGGCUAUUCCAAUACUAACUACAGCUUUAUCGCCACCGACAAACUGCGAUCAAGUCAGAGUGCGAUAGCUUUCGCUCAAGGCCUUUUUGAGGGAAAAGGACAUUUAGGAAGCAUGAAAUUUCGUCCAGUAGCGGUGAAGUUUUCAGGUUCUUACAACGACGACAUUGUUCUACGAAUUUUUGAAGCUUGUCCAAGAUGGCAAAAGAUUACAGCGAGGAAAAGAUCUCAAUCGGAAUACCGAAAAUUUAUGAACGGUCCAGAAAUGCGAAAAGUUUCGCGUAAAAUCGUAAAAAGGUUGCGACUAAGCGGAAAGUAUUCCCUUCGUCCUGAGGAUGCUGUGGAAAUGUUUUUGAUGUGCGCAUUUGGGGUUCAGACUGACAGCGCUGAUAGCAGCUGGUGCUCAGUGUUCGAAGACGAAGAAUUUAAAGUUUUGGAGUAUCUGAACGACUUGAAACUUUACUGGGACCGAAGCUACGGGCGUAAAAUUAACUACAAUAUGGCUUGCCCUCUCUAUGCGGAGAUUACAGAUAGCAUUGAAAGAUUCCUCAAGAAUGGGAAACCUCACGGUAUUUUCCGAUUUGCGCAUACGGGAACUGUGAUACCUCUCUUCACUAUGCUUGGACUCUACAAUGACUCAGUACCACCCCGAGCGGACAAUUUUAACGAACAGGCCAACCGUACUUUUCGCAUUUCAGAUGUAGUACCCAUGUCGGCGAAUGUUGCCUUUGUGCUUUAUAAUUGUAAUCGUGACGGUGCGAAAAGAGAUGCAAAAGAAAAGAAUGAUUGCAUCGGACAGUGUCAACAAUCCGUUAGCACUGACAGGAAUGAAUUCGGAGGGACAUUUCAGGAAUCUCAUAUAAAAAUACAGCUUCUAGUAAACGAAGCGGUGGUCGCAAUGCCGGCCUGUGAAGGAAAAAUGUACUGCAGUCUUGAAAAGUUUCUGUCUUUUUAUUCGCAUAUCAAGGAUAACUGUGACAUCAACACAGUUUGUAAUAUACAUAGUAAGUGCAAUGCUAAUAAGGGAACUCGACCUAGAGAUUAAUUGUAUUUCUAAGGCCUUAAUAGAUAAAUAAAUGAUUAUUUACAUGAA
Messenger RNA from Pocillopora damicornis (cauliflower coral), 1543 nucleotides. RefSeq names its product multiple inositol polyphosphate phosphatase 1-like. Lineage: Eukaryota; Metazoa; Cnidaria; Anthozoa; Scleractinia; Pocilloporidae. The record is from RefSeq and is a predicted model, not a curated record. Gene Ontology annotation, molecular function: acid phosphatase activity; inositol phosphate phosphatase activity.